Molecule: messenger RNA, 1410 nt
Organism: Kockovaella imperatae
Lineage: Eukaryota; Fungi; Basidiomycota; Tremellomycetes; Tremellales; Cuniculitremaceae
Exons: 2
Coding region: 1-1410 (469 amino acids)
Biological process (GO): heme biosynthetic process
Cellular component (GO): mitochondrial inner membrane
Molecular function (GO): protoporphyrinogen oxidase activity, oxygen as acceptor
Source: RefSeq, a predicted model, not a curated record
AUGCAUAUUACCAUCCUCGGUGGAGGCCUUACUGGACUUUCCGCCGCACAUCACAUCUCGCGAGCAGUCCCUACGGCUCAGAUCACGCUCAUCGAAGCGAGCAAUCGGUUUGGAGGAUGGGUACAAUCCACCCGUCAAGGCGUGGUACUCGAAGGUGGACCAAGGAGUAUACGGCCGGGACGUUCUUCAGCCGGUGCAAUCAUGCUGAAAAUGAUUCGCGACAUUGGACUCGAGUCCUCCAUCGUCCCUGUUCCCCGAGAUAGCCCUUCAGCGCGUAAUAGGUUCUUUCUCAAAGACGGCAAGCUCGAGCCCGUGGGUGUGCGAUCUGCACUUACUCCACGGACCGUGUUCUCCGUCCUUACUGAACCCCUCGACCUCUUCCGCCCAGCUCGAUCCGACGAAUCUGUGGACAGCUUUCUCACGCGCAAGUUUGGUCACUCGAUCGCAGCCCUCGCUUCGACUGGCCUUCAUGGCAUCUACGCUGCUUCGUCGUCAGAUCUCUCUGCAGAGGCCAUCCUCGGCAGCUUCUACAAGGCGCAAUCAUACCGAUCGGUGGUCUUGGGACUACUAUGGAUGAAACUGUUUCCCUCGACGGCCUCCAAGAGAACCACCGCAACGGCUGCCGCUCACUGGGCUCAACUCGGCCCUCUCGGCAAGGAAGCGGCCACCUGGGCGUCCUACGGCCUGCAGGGCGGUUUGGCCACACUCACAGAUCACCUGGCAAGCUCGCUGCGCGCCGACUUGCGUCUCAACGAAAAGGUCCUAAGCCUCACUCCUGGUACCGUCAGGACGUCACGAGGACUCAUUACAACCGACCACGUCAUCGCCUGCAUUCCCCCUGCCGAACUCGCCAAGAUCGCGUCACUUCCUCACCUCACCGUCAAUCCCAGUACAACGGUCGGCGUUGUCAACUUUGUCUAUCCCGCCCCUCCGUCUCAAAUCCACCCCGAGGCAUUUGGCUAUCUUGUCCCAAAGCAUGACCCUCACGGGGUCCUCGGCGUCGUCUUUGACUCUACAGCUCUGCCUGGUUUGGACGACCACUCGGUGACCAAGCUGACCGUCAUGAUGGGUGGUCCCUACUGGUCCACGUAUGGCUCGAGCAUGCCGCCCAACCUCGUUUCCCCGGCCCUCGAGCACCUUCACGGCGUCUUGCCCGCACUGCGCUCACUCACACCUACGCACGCGAUCCCGCACCUUCAGCGUGACUGCAUCCCGACCUACCUACCAGGACACUACGCCCGCAUGCGAGAGCUCGGAGCAGCACUGCAACCUUGGCAUGGCACCCUUUCGCUUGCCGGCGCCGGCUACUAUGGCCCCAGUGUCAACGACUGCGUCGCAUCCGCGGCCGCCAUUGCCUCCGCUCUGGCCAAUGGCCAGCAUCCCACAGGACUCGAAUGGCUAAAUGCAUAG